Messenger RNA from Heteronotia binoei (common prickly gecko), 560 nucleotides. RefSeq names its product ATPase H+ transporting V1 subunit G2 (gene ATP6V1G2). Lineage: Eukaryota; Metazoa; Chordata; Lepidosauria; Squamata; Gekkonidae. Gene Ontology annotation, cellular component: vacuolar proton-transporting V-type ATPase complex. Gene Ontology annotation, molecular function: proton-transporting ATPase activity, rotational mechanism. The coding region runs from base 69 to 425 and encodes 118 amino acids. The record is from RefSeq and is a predicted model, not a curated record. The transcript has 3 exons. Gene Ontology annotation, biological process: proton transmembrane transport.
AGGAUGUGGUACCUGAUUCAGUGGAUGCAGGAGCCUUAGUUGAUUUGAAGCAUCCUUGCUAAAGAACCAUGGCCAGCCAAACCCAGGGAAUCCAGCAGCUGCUGCAGGCUGAGAAGAGGGCUGCGGAGAAGGUGGCAGAGGCCCGGAAACGGAAGGCCCGGAGGCUGAAGCAGGCCAAGGAAGAAGCCCAGGCUGAAAUAGAGCAAUAUCGGUUAGAGCGUGAGAGAGAGUUCCAGCACAAGCAGCAAGCGGCUCUUGGCUCACAAGGAAACCUGUCUGCUGAGGUGGAGGCUCAGACACGCAAGAAGCUGCAGGCUAUGCAAGGAGGGCAAGCCCGGGGCAAAGAUCGAGUCCUGCGCCAACUUCUCACCCAUGUUUGGGACGUGCAGCCUCAGCUACACCCCAACUACCGCUUUGCUAUCUAGGAGACUCACCCUGCAGUUACUGCUUGGUUGCCUGGGACACCCCACUGAUCUACAUUUCCCACCUCCCUCUCACAAUGGCAAAUCUCCUAAUCCCUAGACAUUGAAUUUGACAGGCCUCUCCAGAAUCUUAUCCCA